CUGAUCUCAGCCCCGUGCUUUACAAAAGAAUCCCCAGGCCCUCUCUUUUCGGCCCAGGCUUUUCCUUCCCAUCAUCACCAUCCAACAAUACAACAAGGCAAACAUCAAACAUCAAACAUCGACAUUGAAUGCCCCGCCUAGAACAGCCUUGCUUGCAAGCCACGUUCCAUCCCAGCCUAACAUAACCGACCAUCAGUGCCACCCCACCAAGUGACUCACAAAUCAGAAGCCACUAAAAAAGUCGAAAUGCCUUCCACCAUCAGCUUUUCCGCUGUUCCAGCGAAGAAAUCAUCAACCCAAUCCAUCUACACCCGCCCAGCAAAGAAGCAGAAGAUGAGCAUCACUCAAACUUACUUCCUUGCUCACAGUGCCCGUGGUAAGCUCUCCAAGGAGGCUUCCCGGCCUGAUCACGAUCUCCGACUCCUGGUCGGACACGCCAACAUGCUCGACUCGUUGAUGCUUGACCUGGCCAACGCCGAACAGGAGCAAGAACGGUGGUUCAACAACAUUGUCUCCGGUUCACAAGAUGAAGAGGAGGAGCGACCACGACAUGUCGAGACCAUUGUCGAGGAACCUGAAGCCGAUUGGGAAGCCGAGGAUGCUGAUUCCUCUGACGAAGAAUCAGAGGAUGAGGUCGAGGAAUCAUGGACCUCCAACGUGAGCUCCAUGGAAGUUGACGCCGAGAUGGACGACGAAGAAACACAAGACCUCACCCUGACUCGCACAGCCUCGCGACAUUCUCCUCCCGAGUUGAGCCUCGACUCGGACUCGGACUCUGAAGAUGAAUCAAUGCCAUCUUCCCCACCUACAAUCUCAUUCGACGUGCUUAGCGAAAAGCAACGACAGGCCAUCGCCACCACCUCAUUCUACGAUGCCAAAGAAACACAAUCAUUAUCACCCGCAGAUUCAGAGACCUUUGUCCAAGAAGGUUUCUACCUCCCCUCGAGGCAACAGCCAACCAUAAUCGCUGCCUAUUGAGCAGGCUGAUUGACCGCCCUCGAGAUCUGAUUUGCGAGCGAUUUAUAUGAGCGUUUCUAGCGAACGGCAUUCUUUACGACAAAUACGAAUGAGCAUUGGCGCCCUGGGUUUUUUAAUUUCACAUUGGAAACAAAUACUCCAAUCAUGUCUACAUAUCUCUACGGAGAACUCCAUUCAGCAGCACCAGCCGAUCGAACACAAGGACAAAGGCACCAUCAAUCGUUUGCAGAAGCAGUAGUCGUGGCCUUUAGCGCCAGCCUGUGGAAGCAAUUCGCUUGAGCGGUAACCCAAGUCAAAGUCGUACGAUAAGCUAAUGCUCAAUGACUCUACUCAUGUACACUUUACUUUAGGUAGCUCUCCCUGCUUUCCAGGUCGAGACACUAAAAUAUGAUUAUAAUAUCUCAAACAAACACA
Molecule: messenger RNA, 1392 nt
Organism: Exophiala mesophila
Lineage: Eukaryota; Fungi; Ascomycota; Eurotiomycetes; Chaetothyriales; Herpotrichiellaceae
Exons: 1
Coding region: 247-978 (243 amino acids)
Source: RefSeq, a predicted model, not a curated record